Messenger RNA from Colias croceus (clouded yellow), 2871 nucleotides. RefSeq names its product cyclic AMP-responsive element-binding protein 3-like protein 1. The transcript is spliced from 8 exons. Lineage: Eukaryota; Metazoa; Arthropoda; Insecta; Lepidoptera; Pieridae. The record is from RefSeq and is a predicted model, not a curated record. Gene Ontology annotation, biological process: regulation of transcription by RNA polymerase II. Bases 421 to 2349 code for a protein of 642 amino acids. Gene Ontology annotation, cellular component: nucleus. Gene Ontology annotation, molecular function: DNA-binding transcription factor activity, RNA polymerase II-specific; RNA polymerase II cis-regulatory region sequence-specific DNA binding.
CGUUCAUUUUGUUAUUGGAUCGGACGUGGCUCGCGCGCCGGUGCCAUAUAUUGAGUCUCUACGUUUUUCCUUAUCUAAUUAGUAUUUAACGUGCCUCAGUACGGAAAACGGAUUUACUCCGUCAGUGUCGCGGUAGAAGCGCGAAAUUAUAUGUGCGAGAACCCGGCGUAACGCAACACGUAAACAAGUUAUAGUGCUCACGGCUUGCUUGCCAGCUAGGCACCAUGCGGUCGCUCUCUUAGCCAUAUGUCAGCUGGAUAUUCAACAGUGUUUUUCAGUUUCUUAACAGAAAAUAUAUUAAGUUAUCAGUUCUAGUGAACAUAACUUGUGAAGACACUCUUGUAGAAUAUCUGUGUGGUUUGUUUGGUUACGUUGGAUUUAAUGUGUUGAUGUAAUAUCCAUGCAAAUUUAUCCUUCAAAAUGGAUAAGAAACUAGACCUUUUAUCAUUGUUUGAGUCUGACUCCUGGCAGACGUCAACUGAUGAUCUUCUAGAGAAUAUAUUCUCUCUAGAGCAGGGCUCAUUGGACUUCCUCGGGGAGUCUAUGCCGGACUUUAACCUGUGCCCUAACAAUGUAUCGCAGCCAGAAGGACUUAGUAGUUCCAGUUCGGAUAGUGGUGUGUCCACAGAUCAAACGGAAUUCGACUUCGAACAACAACUAUCGCCGUUCCUCAUACAGAAUUCAUGCGACGAAGAUGUUAAUUCAGCGAACCUCGAGCCCAUGAGUCCCGGCAACGCUCAAGAUGUGAUCAUACAAAACACUAGUGACGCCUCCAACAGUUCCACGGACCAAGAUGCCUUCGAUAUAUUGGACUUCGAACAGAACGUGGUACCAAGCUUCAUCAAUGACAAUACAUUCCAUAGUCCAGGAAAAGUAGCUAGAAAACGGCGCAUGUCCAACACCCCACAAGUUGCAGUACAACCGAAAGUCCUCAAACCGACGAUCAAGAUUCCGGCCACGUCAGUGCAAAAGCCACAGCUAGUUGUUAAGGCGCAACCCCAGAAACCCCUCAAAGUUGCCAACGUACAAGUCAUAAACCCCCAGACUAAAGUGUAUUCCAAACCAGUUGAAUCGGUAGCACCACAGAGGAGAGUUAUAAGAGUAGCUCCCAUGGCUGGCAACCCCAGAUCGAUAUUAUUGCCAGUGACGAUAAAGGACAUGAAGGAUUUGAAGUCGAUCAAGAUAAUAAAUGCCGCGGAUUUGAAGAACGCCUCGAAUAUCAAGAUCGCGGCCGCCAACUUGCUGUCGCAGAGCAAAUUGCAAGACUUCAAGGAUGCGAGGAGCGAUUGUGAAUAUGAUCCUAAUAACGAUGACUCAGGCAGCGAUCGGAGCGAUGACGAAGAUCAGAAGGAGACGCAAAUAAGUGACGGUCGAAAUGGCUAUCCCCGUCUCGUUCUAACAGCCGAAGAAAGGAGAUUGUUGGCGAAGGAGGGCAUCACUCUACCGACGAGUUAUCCGCUCACGAAACAUGAAGAAAGGGAACUAAAGAGGAUACGCCGCAAGAUCAGGAAUAAGAUUUCCGCGCAGGAUUCGAGGAAACGCAAGAAGGAGUAUGUCGAUGGGCUAGAGGAUAGGGUUAAACAAUGCACGGCCGAAAACCAGACCCUAAUGAGGAGGAUAAAACUGCUUCAGUCACAGAAUCAGUCCUUAUCGCAGCAACUUAAAAGAUUACAGAAGGUGCUCACGGGCGUGACCGCGAGCGGCGCGCCGGGCAAGGCCCAGCCGGCCACGUGUCUGCUGGUUCUGUUGCUCUCCGUCGCGCUCGUGGCGCUGCCGUCGCUGAGACAUGAACGGCACGGGCACGGGCAAGCGCAGAUGCAAGUACCGGCCAACUCGCCGGCUAUCACUCGAGCACUGCUGUCCGCUACCAAUAAAAUGGUGCUCGACGAGACCGUAAUAGACGACGGCGAGUUCAACAUGGAGGAGCUGAUCACGUUCAACCGCGCGCACUCGGACCACGACUACCCGGCGGCCCGCGAGGCCCGCCAGCCCCCGCUACCGGCCGGCUACGUAGACCUGCCCAUCGACGAGGACUGGCCACCAAACAAGAAACGCAUGAAAACACACUUCGACUACGACGACGGGAAAGACUACCUCGCCCCCAUCAUCAAGGAGGAAAAUUACGAGCACGUCAAAAUAGAAGCGAAACUAGACAGGGAACUGAACGCUAACUUCCUCGCGGACACGCUCCUGGCCACCGGCCGCAAGAUCGGCGAACUGCUCGAUGCGUUCCCGCUCAUUCCCGUCAAGAAUGAAGAUAUACUUGUCGAAGAGGUGGCCGACUUUGAUGGGAGAAAUAAUUCGGAAGUGAACAGUUUCGUCGUCAACGGGGCAAUCAACGAUAUCUAAUUUUGUAACGUCUUUAUUAAUGAAUUAUUUUAUAGAUUCUUGUUUUAUUUUAUACACGAAAUAUAUAAUAUAUGAUAUAUGAGAUCGAUGAAUUAUUCCUUCGGUUAGCUACGGUUCCGAUGUUUUCGUCCUAUUGUGUAACUAGUUUUAUUAAGAUUUAUUCGCGGUUAGAGUAAGUAUUGAACGAAUUGACCAAGCUUAUAUUUUGUCAAAUUUUAAUUUUUAAAUUGUAUAUUUAUUACGAGAGCAUAAUUAAUAUAUUAUUUGCAAUAAUUAAUAAAUACUAAUUUUUUUCUAUUUGUUUUAGCCUUUUCUUAUAGUUGUAAGUUAUAUUUUAAGCAUUUGUUAUAUUUCGGUGCAAUUAAGCGUAAGUUCUGAUCUUCAGUGUUAUUUACAUUUAGUAAUAAGAAUCUAAUCAAAUAAGUUUGUAUUGUGUACGCGCGUACAUUUGGUAUUGUGGCGAUACACGAGAACGUUGUAUUUGGAAUGUCAAUGUUAUUUGAAAUAAAUCGUGAGAAUAUA